This is a messenger RNA of Aspergillus mulundensis, 1410 nucleotides long. Its product is annotated as cytochrome P450. The transcript is spliced from 5 exons. Gene Ontology annotation, molecular function: iron ion binding; monooxygenase activity; heme binding. Lineage: Eukaryota; Fungi; Ascomycota; Eurotiomycetes; Eurotiales; Aspergillaceae. The record is from RefSeq and is a predicted model, not a curated record. Bases 1 to 1410 code for a protein of 469 amino acids.
AUGUCCCUCCACCCAGAAGCAUAUCUUUCUAUAUUGAACGUUCUCGGGGUUGCCGCCGUCAUCAUUGGUUUGCUCCUCCUUGGAAGACCCAGAAGGACGAACCCUUUUCCAGUGGUGAACAGAACGAUGCCGUUUGAUAUUCUCUCUCUGCACUCCAAGUGGCAGUUCUGGACGAAUGCUCGAGGCCUGAUUAGAAAUGGGUUGAAAGAGGCUGACGCGCUUUGCAUGAUCACGAGCCUCGGCGAGAAAGUCGUCCUCGCUCCCAAAUAUGCCUCGGAGCUCAGGAGCCACCCGUCCUUGAGCCUGAGGGCUGUGAUCUUCGAGGAGAUGCAGUCAGGCAUCCGGGGAUUCGAGCCGUUCGCGUCCCAGGCUACGUGGGAUGUCGUGAUGGAUGCAAUUCGAACAAGGCUCACCAAGAACUUAGGAACCAUUGCAAAGCCGUUGUCCGAGGAAACGGCACAGGCACUCGAGGCCAACUGGACGAAUGAUACCGAGUGGCAUACCCUCCCCCUCGGACCGACCGUAGUCAACAUCGUUGCUCGAAUGUCCGCCCGAGCCCUCCUGGGCGAACAUCUCGCGCACAACGAGGCCUGGGUCCGGUUAUCCAUCAACUACACCAGAGACUCCUUCAUAGCAGCGACCAUCCUGCAGCACGUUCCCCGAGUCUUACGCCCCCCCCUCGCAGCCCUGCUCCCCGCCUGCCGGAAACUCCGGCACCAGCUCGCCAACGCAGGCAAGAUCAUCCGUCCGCUGGCGCAGGAACAGCGCAGCCAGACAACGGGAAAGGGGAGAAGGCCCAGCGAUAGUCUCACAUGGAUGGACGAAGUCGCCAAGGGCCGCGCCUACAACCCGGUGCAUGGGCAACUGAUCCUCGCCUGGGCAGCGGUGCACACAUCGUCCGAUUCGCUCUCGCAGGUCCUGCUCGAUCUCAGCGGUCGCGAGGAGCUUAUCCAGGCGCUGCGUGACGAGAUCGCCGCCGCCCUCGCGCGGAACAACAAUACCUGGGACUCGGCGCUUCUGGCGGACUUGGUUCUCAUGGAUAGUGUGUUGAAGGAGAGCCAGAGGCUGAAGCCGUUGUUGGUCGGGGACAACGCUCUGCGUCUCCAACGAGGCAAUGUGGGACGGCAACACGUAUCCCGCGCCACACACGUUCGACGCGUACCGAUUCGUGCGCCUGCGCCUGCGACGCCAGAGCGAGAGCCAGAGCGAGAGCCAGGAUGCGAGUGCGACUUCGACGUCGGCGCAGUUUGUCUCUCCAUCGCCCGAACACAUGGGCUUCGUAUUCGGAAACCAGGCGUGCCCCGGGCGGUUCUUCGCGGCCGCCGUGCUCAAGGUUGCUCUGUGCCACAUCUUGCUCAAGUACGAUCUUGCUCUGGUUCCGUCGCGGGCGGCCACGGCCAGGCUGGCUGA